GUUUUCUGUGCCCUCGUGCUUUUGUCUUCGUGCACACUUGCUUUUCUUAUCUUUUUCGGUGAUGCACUCUUCAUAUUCCCCACUUUUCACCUUGGGUCUUCUAGCGGAGCGACGGGCGGGUCUCUCGUCUGCACACAGCACCGGCCUUCCGGUUGUCCCUUCAAGUUCAACGGGCACAUCCUACAAGUCGCAUCCUGCUGCUGCUGAUGAUCAUGCUUCGGCAUUUUAUUUCACCCUUCAAAUGGGACAAAGGGAUACCGUUGAACUUCGGUCAUUCCUCUCCCUCGACCUGGCAGACUCCAAUCGUUCGAUUGCAGGUCACAGGCGCAAGCCAUCAGUCAUGUCAAAGUCUACUAGUUGGACCUAUACAUCCGAUGUAACUUCAGCUCAUGACUUGUCACGAAUCCAAAGACCCGCCUUUACCCGUCUUCCACCAUUACCUUCCGCAAGUACGCUCCACCGAUCGUCCCGUGAAUCUUUGAGGCAAAUUCCUUCUCCUAAACCCGCUCCGGUAUCAUCUACCUUACCCGAGCCCCCAACUUCCUUUGAUCGCCCCCCGAGCUCCUCUCCACGAAAGCCACUUUCGUCUACGACUAACGCAUCUUUUUUGACUCCCCUGCUAUCACCCACUAGCCCGUCAGGCAAGGGAUCAUCCCUGCGUUCCUCGUCCAUCACAUCACAUCAAAGGCGAAAGAGUCGCAUGGACGCUCUGGCAUGUCUUGAAGGCCGCUCUCGUGCUGCUAACCGCAUCCCGAGAUCGAAUCUCAGAAAAAAUUUCAUGAGCAUGAGCGACGAUGAGGAAGAGGAAGCCAAGGCACUUUCGUCACUGGGAAACACUCCCUUCAUUCAAGUCGAGGAUUUUGGCUCGUUUGCAGAUAUCGAAGAUGAAGGAGAUGCGAUCGUCCCACCUUCCAAACAUCUUUCCCAAAAACAAGCCACUUUGCCUCGUUCAGUCUCAGUAUCGAAGCCCCCGAAGCGCCAGAGAAGAAGCACUGUCGAUACAUGGUUUCCUCUCAAAAGCUUCAUUGAUCUGAAAGACGAUGAUCUAUCGUGGAAUUGGCGGAGCUUCAUCGAGAUUGGCGGAGUCUCAUGAGGCAGCUCUUCCAUAUGGUGAAUCCCACCUCAGGCUGCGCGUAUCCUAGAACAUUCUUAUUCUGAUAUCAUAUCUUGCGGUGCAAGCAUACAGGAUGUGUCGUCUUUGUGCGUAUAUCUACACGACCACUUAUUAUCUAUGAAUACCCACAGCCUUUUAGUAUACCGCCGUCGAACAAUUUCUUCUUUCAUGUUCAUUAUUCAACACUUGUACUCUACUCAUUACAUGCACUCAGUUAGCGAUUGACCAUACACACAUGACAC
Suillus discolor is the source of this 1356-nucleotide messenger RNA. RefSeq lists its product as uncharacterized. The transcript has 2 exons. Bases 62 to 1093 code for a protein of 343 amino acids. The record is from RefSeq and is a predicted model, not a curated record. NCBI's taxonomy places the organism in Eukaryota, Fungi, Basidiomycota, Agaricomycetes, Boletales, Suillaceae.